Polistes dominula (European paper wasp) is the source of this 1191-nucleotide messenger RNA. RefSeq lists its product as uncharacterized. The record is from RefSeq and is a predicted model, not a curated record. Gene Ontology annotation, molecular function: 3'-5' exonuclease activity; DNA-(apurinic or apyrimidinic site) endonuclease activity. NCBI's taxonomy places the organism in Eukaryota, Metazoa, Arthropoda, Insecta, Hymenoptera, Vespidae. Gene Ontology annotation, cellular component: nucleus; site of double-strand break. Gene Ontology annotation, biological process: double-strand break repair.
AUAAGUGGAUAAAUAGAUUAAAAUAAUAUUAAAUAUUUUUCUAUUAUAGUUUAGCAAAGAACAGUUCAUUAAACAAGCUGUAACAAUUAAUUUGUCUCCGAGUGGUGAUAUAACCCUAACACCGUAUCAGGUCUCGCCUUGUUAUAUAAAAUCAAGUGGGUCAUCUCGAUGGCAUCUUCUUAAAUUAGGUAAAUCUGUUCCUAUUAAGCCAGGAGAUAUUUGUUCCUUGUUAUCAAACAAAUGUUGGUUUAAAAUAGUAACUAUGUCUGAAACGACGGAGAAAGAUAAUCAUCUACUAAAAAGAAAGUGUUCCGACGAAUUAACAUUUGAACCACUGGAUAAAAAAAUAUGUUUCGACGCAUCUCAAAAGUCGAUAGUCUUGCAUGGCAAUGGUUCUAGCAAAUCUCAAGAUAGUAAUGAUUCUUCCAACCCUACAGUCGUAGAGAUACCUGUAUUGAAUGAAGGGAGUAGUAUCGAUGGGUCUACAUUUUCCAAGAAUAUAGAUAUUAGCUUGCCAGAGAAUAAUCAAACUAUUCCAAAUCAAAUAUCGGAAGUAGAAAAUCCAGAUUUAUCUAACGCUGUUAAAGAAAAUUCAAAUAUUCAAGAAAAGGAAGAGAAGAAAGUUGAAGCAGAUAUUAAACAGGAGAGUGUUAUGCCUUUCAGUGCUAAUGACGAGUCAAAUACUUUAGUACAACAAGAUAUGCAAGAAACAACUUCUUCGUCCACACCUGAACAAAACGAAGCAAAUAUAUCUAAUACUGAGCAAGUAAAAAUUAAAAGAAAUAAGUGUGUUUACAAGGAUAAAUGUUAUAGAAAGAAUCCACAUCACAAAGUUCAAUUCAGUCAUCCGGGUGAUCCUGAUUUUGAAGAAGUUGACGAAAGACCUAAGUGUCCUUACGGUAUUAAGUGCUAUCGCACAAAUCCACAACACAAAGCUGAUUUUCAACAUUCCACUAUGCGACAACGAUGUUUACCACCAAGAGGUCAAUAUGUACCUGCAAUGGAAUUAUUAUUGGAGGAAGAAUCUAGCGAUGAAUCUGUUGAUGAAUCAGAUUAUGAGCCAUCUGAUUGCGAUACUAUCUCUACUGAAGAAGAAAUGGAAAAUUUUAGCCAUGACAGUGACUAUGAUUUUUAUGAUUCAGAUGAAAGUGACAGUGAUCUCAAGGAUUCUAAUAGUGAAACCAAUUAAGA